Molecule: messenger RNA, 10848 nt
Organism: Anolis carolinensis (green anole)
Lineage: Eukaryota; Metazoa; Chordata; Lepidosauria; Squamata; Anolidae
Gene: fbn2
Product: fibrillin 2
Exons: 65
Coding region: 534-9284 (2916 amino acids)
Molecular function (GO): calcium ion binding
Source: RefSeq, a predicted model, not a curated record
CCCACGUGCUUGGCGGGUCCCUGCUGACAGGCCGGAGUCUGCCCUCCUCCCUCGGCCCCUUUCGCUCCCCUUUCCCUUUCCCCCGCUCUCUGUCUCUGCCUCUCCCCUCCCUUCGCCUGCCGCUUUUUCUCCGCUCGGCUUUGCUCUCCUUUCUCUCUCGCUGCCGCUUCGGGUCGACCCGGGCUGGAGCUUGCCUCCUUCUCCUUCUCCUCCUCCUCCUCAGCCACACCUCCUUCCCUCUUGCUUUGGCCCCCGAGCCUGGAGCGUCGGACGGUCCUUUGAGGGGCGCACUCCCGACGCCCGCCCUUCUCCCUGCAAGACGUUGGGAAAGCCUUUUUCUUCGCCGUCGUCGAAAGGGGGGAAAGUGGAAGGGAGGAGGAGGAGGAGGACUCGGAGGAUGCCUUGUGGAGGCAGAGCAGCAGCACCACCAGCAGCAGCUCCUCCUGCGACCAGCUGAGGCCAGGUUUGGGACGAGAAGGGACGGCGGCUUCUCCUCCUCGGGCUUGGCGUGCGUCUCCCGCUUGCAGGCAGCGAUGGGGCGGCGGAGGGAGCUGAGCCUGCCGUCCUGCCUGCUCUGGCUGGGCUGCGUGGCGCUGUGGGCGCAGGGGGCGGCCGGGCAGGCCAAGCGGGCCAGGGAAGAGCGGCUCCGUCCCGCCGAAGGGGCCGACGCAGGCGGCGGAGGCAGCAGCAGCAGCAGCAGCGCCAGCCACACCGGCAGCAGCUUCCCUCUCCUGGGCAGCGUGGAAGCAGGCUCCGCGCCGGGCCCCACCAACCGCGUCCGACGGAGGGGCCAGCAGGACGUGCUCCGCGGGCCAAAUGUGUGUGGCUCCAGAUUCCACUCCUACUGUUGUCCUGGAUGGAAAACGCUCCCUGGGGGAAAUCAGUGUAUUGUUCCAAUUUGUAGAAAUAGCUGUGGUGAUGGAUUUUGUUCUCGCCCUAACAUGUGCACUUGCUCCAGUGGACAGAUAUUGCCAACCUGUGGAUCAAAAUCUAUACAGCAAUGCAACAUCAGAUGCAUGAAUGGUGGUACCUGUCUCGAGGACCAAUGCCAAUGCCAGAAGGGAUAUAUUGGUACUUACUGUGGACAACCUGUUUGUGAAAAUGGAUGUCAGAAUGGUGGCCGCUGCAUUGGACCCAACCGUUGCGCAUGUGUAUACGGUUUCACAGGCCCACAGUGUGAAAGAGAUUAUAGAACAGGCCCUUGUUUCACUCAGGUCAGUAACCAGAUGUGUCAAGGUCAGUUGACUGGCAUUGUUUGCACGAAGACGCUUUGUUGUGCAACGAUUGGACGUGCGUGGGGACAUCCUUGUGAAAUGUGUCCUGCUCAGCCCCAGCCAUGUCGCCGUGGUUUCAUCCCCAACAUCCGCACUGGUGCAUGUCAAGAUGUUGAUGAAUGUCAGGCUAUCCCUGGACUCUGCCAAGGGGGGAAUUGUAUCAAUACUGUUGGAUCAUAUGAGUGCAAAUGCCCUGCUGGCCACAAACAGAAUGAAGCAACCCAGAAGUGUGAAGAUAUUAAUGAGUGCAGCCUCAUUCCAGGAAUAUGUGAUGCUGGUGAAUGUUCCAAUACUGUAGGAAGUUAUUUUUGCCUCUGUCCGCGUGGUUUUGUAACAUCUACAGACGGCUCUCACUGCAUUGAUCAAAGAGCAGGCACGUGCUUCUCCAGUCUGGUGAAUGGCCGCUGUGCUCAAGAGCUUCCUGGUAGGUUUACCAAAAUGCAGUGUUGCUGUGAAUCUGGCCGAUGUUGGGCACUUGGAUCCAUUCCAGAAAUGUGUCCUGUCAGAGGCUCUGAUGAAUAUCGCAGACUAUGUAUAGAUGGCAUUCCUGUUGUAGGUGGUUCCAGGCCUGGUGGAACAGGAGGAAAUGGCUUCCUUCCUGGUGGAAAUGGGAAUGGCUAUGGCCCAGGAGGAACAGGAUUCAUUCCUAUUCCUGGAGGAAAUGGCUUUUCUCCAGGUGUUGGUGGUGCUGGAGUAGGAACUGGUGGCCAAACCCCCACUGGUGGAAAUGGUCCCAUCAUAACUGGGCUGACUAUACUCAACCAAACAAUAGAUAUCUGUAAGCAUCAUCCUAAUCUUUGCUUAAACGGACGAUGCAUCCCAACUAUUUCCAGUUACCGAUGUGAAUGUAAUAUGGGAUAUAAGCAGGAUGCAAAUGGAGACUGCAUUGAUGUUGAUGAAUGCAUAUCAAACCCAUGCUCCAAUGGAGACUGUGUGAACACACCCGGGUCUUAUUAUUGCAAGUGCCAUACAGGUUUCCAGAGAACACCAACAAAACAAGCUUGCAUUGAUGUCGAUGAAUGUAUCCAGAAUGGAGUUCUUUGUAAAAAUGGCCGGUGUGUGAACACUGAUGGAAGUUUCCAAUGUAUUUGCAAUGCUGGAUUUGAAUUGACUACUGAUGGAAAAAACUGUGUUGAUCAUGAUGAAUGUACAACUACCAACAUGUGUUUGAAUGGAAUGUGUAUAAAUGAGGAUGGCAGUUUCAAAUGCAUCUGCAAACCUGGAUUUAUCUUGGCUCCUAAUGGGCGAUACUGUACUGAUAUUGAUGAAUGCCAAACCCCUGGAAUUUGCAUGAAUGGCCACUGCAUUAAUACAGAGGGAUCAUUUCGUUGUGAAUGUCCACCAGGCUUAGCUGUGGGAGUUGAUGGUCGUGUUUGUGUAGACACCCAUAUGCGAAGCACAUGCUAUGGUGGGAUCAAAAAAGGAGUAUGUGUCCGCCCUUUUCCUGGAGCAGUGACAAAAUCUGAAUGUUGUUGUGCCAAUCUAGACUAUGGCUUUGGAGAACCUUGCCAUCCAUGUCCUGCCAAGAAUUCAGCUGAGUUCCAUGGUCUGUGCAGCAGUGGAGUAGGAAUUACUGUUGAUGGAAGAGAUAUUAAUGAGUGUGCUUUAGAUCCUGAUAUUUGCUCCAAUGGGGUUUGUGAAAAUCUCCGUGGCAGCUAUCGUUGUAAAUGUAACAGUGGAUAUGAAUCGGAUGUUUUAGGAAGAAAUUGCAUUGAUAUUGAUGAAUGUUUAGUCAACCGAUUACUAUGUGAUAAUGGCUUUUGUCGUAAUACACCAGGAAGCUAUAGCUGCACAUGUCCAAAAGGAUACAUAUUCAGCAGUGAAACAGACACAUGCGAAGAUAUAAAUGAAUGUGAGAGCAGCCCUUGUGUCAACGGUGCGUGUAGGAACAACCUUGGUUCUUUCAUCUGUGAGUGUUCAACUGGCAGUAAACUAGAUUCUACAGGAUUCAUCUGUAUUGACAGUCUGAAGGGAACUUGUUGGCUUAAUAUCCAGGAUAAUCGUUGUGAAGUCAACAUCAAUGGAGCCACUCUAAAAUCCGAAUGCUGUGCUACUUUGGGAGCUGCUUGGGGUAGUCCUUGUGAACGUUGCGAAAUAGACUCAGCAUGUCCCAGAGGAUUUGCAAGAGUCAAAGGUGUUUCGUGUGAAGAUGUAAAUGAGUGUGAUGUUUUCCCUGGUGUAUGCCCUAAUGGACGAUGUGUCAAUGGGAGAGGAUCUUUUCACUGUGAGUGUCCUGAUGGACUGACACUGGAUGGAACUGGCAGAGUGUGUUUAGAUAUACGAAUGGAACAAUGCUACUUGAAGUGGGAUGAAGAUGAAUGUGUUCACCCUGUUCCUGGAAAGUUUCGGAUGGACACCUGCUGCUGUGCUGUAGGUGCUGCCUGGGGCUCAGAUUGUGAAGAAUGUCCCAAACCUGGAACAAAGGAGUAUGAAAUAUUGUGUCCAAGAGGACCAGGCUUUUCAAACAGAGGAGAUAUUUUAACUGGAAGGCCAUUUUACAAAGAUAUUAAUGAGUGCAAAGUAUUCCCUGGCAUGUGCACAAAUGGCAAAUGCAGAAACACAAUUGGAAGUUUUAAAUGUAGAUGUAACAGUGGAUUUGCAUUAGACAUGGAAGAGAGAAACUGUACAGACAUUGAUGAAUGCCAUAUCUCACCUGACCUCUGUGGAAGCGGUACCUGUGUCAACACUCCUGGGAGUUUUGAAUGUGAAUGUUUUGAGGGUUAUGAAAGCGGAUUUAUGAUGAUGAAGAAUUGUAUGGACAUAGAUGAAUGUGAACGUAACCCUCUUCUCUGCAGAGGUGGCCAGUGUGUAAAUACAGACGGAAGCUUUCAGUGUGACUGUCCUCUAGGGCAUGAAUUGUCUCCAUCACGUGAAGAUUGUGUGGAUAUUAAUGAAUGUUCCCUUAGUGAUAAUCUGUGUAGAAAUGGGAAGUGUGUGAACAUGAUUGGAAUGUAUCAGUGCUCCUGUAAUCCUGGGUACCAAGCCACUCCAGACAGACAAGGCUGUACUGAUAUUGAUGAAUGCAUGAUUAUGAAUGGAGGAUGUGACACCCACUGCACUAAUUCAGAAGGCAGCUAUGAAUGCAGUUGCAGUGAUGGAUAUGCUCUAACGCCAGAUGGGAGGACUUGUGCAGACAUUGAUGAAUGUGAAAACAACCCAGAUAUCUGUGAUGGUGGUCAGUGCACUAACAUCCCAGGAGAGUAUCGCUGCCUUUGUUAUGACGGAUUCAUGGCUUCUAUGGAUAUGAAAAUAUGCAUUGAUGUGAACGAAUGUGACCUGAAUUCAAACAUCUGCAUGUUUGGAGAGUGCGAGAACACCAAGGGGUCUUUUAUUUGUCACUGCCAACUGGGCUAUUCUGUUAAGAAGGGAACUACAGGAUGUACAGAUGUGGAUGAAUGUGAGAUUGGGGCCCACAACUGUGACUUGCAUGCCACAUGUUUCAAUGUUCCAGGAAGCUUCAGGUGUACCUGUAAAGAAGGAUGGAUUGGAAAUGGAAUUAAGUGUAUUGAUCUGGAUGAAUGUUCCAACGGAACACAUCAGUGCAGUGUAAAUGCUCAGUGUGUGAAUAUUCCUGGAUCGUACCGCUGUAACUGUGCAGAUGGAUUUACUGGAGAUGGGCUUACUUGUUCUGAUAUUGAUGAGUGUGCAGAAAAUAUUAAUCUAUGUGAAAAUGGACAGUGCCUGAAUAUUCCUGGUGGAUACCGUUGUGAAUGUGAGAUGGGCUUCACUCCAGCUUCGGACACCAAAUCUUGCCAAGAUAUAGAUGAAUGUGCCUUCCAGAAUAUAUGUGUGUUUGGUACCUGUAAUAACUUGCCAGGAAUGUUUCACUGUAUCUGCGAUGAUGGGUAUGAACUGGAUAGAACUGGUGGAAAUUGUACAGAUAUUGAUGAGUGUGCUGAUCCUAUAAACUGUGUCAAUGGUUUCUGCAUAAAUACUCCUGGAAGAUAUGAGUGUAAUUGUCCCCCAGAUUUCCAGCUGAACCCAACAGGAGUUGGGUGUGUCGAUAACCGAGUUGGAAACUGUUAUUUGAAGUAUGGACCAAGAGGAGAUGGAAGUCUAUCCUGUAACACUGAAAUUGGUGUUGGAGUCAGCCGUUCCUCCUGUUGCUGCUCUCUGGGAAAGGCUUGGGGGAAUCCCUGUGAGACAUGCCCACCUGUAAAUAGCAGUGAAUAUAAUACUCUUUGCCCAGGUGGUGAAGGAUUCAGACCAAAUCCUAUAACUAUUAUUUUAGAAGACAUUGAUGAAUGCCAGGAAUUGCCUGGUCUCUGCCAAGGUGGAAACUGCAUCAAUACAUUUGGCAGCUUCCAGUGUGAAUGUCCCCAUGGAUACUACCUCAGUGAAGAAACUCGCAUCUGUGAAGAUAUUGAUGAGUGUGUUGCACACCCUGGUGUCUGUGGUCCUGGGACAUGCUACAAUACCUUAGGAAACUAUACCUGCAUUUGUCCCCCAGAAUACAUGCAGGUGAAUGGAGGACACAACUGUAUGGAUAUGAGAAAGAGCUUUUGCUACAGAAGCUACAAUGGGACAUCUUGUGAUAAUGAACUGCCCUUUAAUGUGACCAAGAGGAUGUGUUGCUGUACCUAUAAUGUUGGGAAAGCUUGGAACAAACCUUGUGAACCAUGCCCAACUCCAGGAACAGUUGAAUUCAAGACGAUAUGUGGAAAUAUUCCUGGCUUUACCUUUGAUAUCCAUACAGGCAAAGCUGUUGAUAUUGAUGAAUGUAAAGAGAUUCCAGGAAUCUGUGCAAAUGGUGUUUGCAUUAACCAGAUUGGCAGUUUUCGUUGUGAAUGUCCUACAGGAUUUAGCUACAAUGAUCUGCUCUUGGUCUGUGAAGAUAUUGAUGAAUGUAGUAAUGGUGACAAUCUCUGUCAACGAAAUGCUGAUUGCAUUAACAGCCCUGGUAGUUACCGGUGUGAAUGUGCUGCAGGUUUCAAACUUUCACCCAAUGGUGCUUGUGUUGAUCGCAAUGAAUGCCAAGAAAUUCCUAAUGUAUGCAGUCAUGGCACAUGUGUGGAUAAAGAAGGGACUUAUUAUUGCAUCUGUCAAAAUGGUUUUAAGGCAUCCCAAGACCAAACCAUGUGCAUGGAUGUUGAUGAAUGUGAAAGACAUCCUUGUGGAAAUGGAACUUGUAAAAACACAGUUGGAUCGUAUAACUGUCUAUGCUAUCCAGGAUUUGAACUAACUCAUAACAAUGACUGUAUGGAUAUUGACGAAUGCAGUUCCUUCUUUGGCCAGGUGUGCAGAAAUGGGAGGUGUUAUAAUGAAAUUGGUUCAUUCAAAUGUUUGUGUAAUGAAGGUUAUGAGCUUACUGCAGAUGGCAAGAACUGCAUAGAUAUUAAUGAGUGUGUGGUGCUCCCUGGAUCAUGUUUCCCUGGCACAUGUCAAAACUUAGAAGGAUCAUUCAGAUGCAUCUGUCCACCAGGAUAUGAAGUCAAAAGUGAAAGCUGUAUUGAUAUUGAUGAAUGCCAUGAGGAUCCCAAUAUCUGUCUUUUUGGAUCUUGCACUAAUACUCCAGGAGGAUUCCAGUGUAUCUGUCCUACAGGCUUUGUAAUAUCUGACAAUGGCAGGAGGUGUUUUGAUACUCGCCAGAGCUUCUGUUUCACUAACUUUGAGAAUGGAAAGUGCUCUAUACCAAAGGCAUUCAAUACCACUAAGGCAAAAUGUUGCUGUAGCAAAAUGCCAGGAGAAGGUUGGGGUGAUCCAUGUGAGCUGUGCCCGAAAGAAGGUGAAGUUGCUUUCCAGGAUUUGUGUCCAUAUGGCCAUGGGACUAUACCGGGGAUUGAUGAUACACGUGAAGAUGUCAAUGAGUGUCUUGAGAGCCCAGGCAUUUGUUCCAAUGGUCACUGUAUAAACACAGAUGGAUCAUUCCGUUGCGAAUGUCCCUUGGGAUACAACCUGGACUACACUGGAGUUCAUUGUGUAGAUACCGAUGAAUGUUCAAUUGGUAAUCCAUGUGGAAAUGGCACAUGUUCCAAUGUGAUUGGUAGCUUUGAAUGUAAUUGCCUUGAAGGGUUUGAACCUGGGCCAAUGAUGAAUUGUGAAGAUAUAAAUGAAUGUGCACAAAAUCCUUUAUUGUGUGCUUUUCGCUGCAUAAAUACCUAUGGUCUCUAUGAAUGUACUUGUCCAGUUGGUUAUGAAUUAAGAGAAGACCAAAAAAUGUGUAAAGAUCUUGAUGAAUGUGCAGAGGGUCUACAUGAUUGUGAAUCAAGAGGGAUGAUGUGCAAAAAUCUCAUUGGAACCUUCAUGUGUAUCUGCCCUCCUGGAAUGACCCGAAGACCAGAUGGAGAAGGCUGCAUGGAUGAAAAUGAAUGCCGUACCAAGCCAGGUAUCUGUGAAAAUGGUCGCUGUAUCAACGUUAUUGGAAGUUACAGGUGUGAUUGCAAUGAAGGCUUCCAGUCCAGUCCAUCUGGAACUGAGUGCAUUGAUAACCGCCAAGGCUUCUGCUUUGCAGAGGUCUUACAGACGAUGUGUCAGAUGGCCUCCAGUAGUCAUAACCUGGUCACCAAAUCAGAGUGUUGUUGUGAUGGAGGAAGAGGGUGGGGAAACCAGUGUGAGAUUUGCCCUCUUCCAGGAACAACCCAGUACAAGAAACUUUGUCCUCACGGUCCAGGGUAUACCACUGAUGGAAGAGAUAUCGAUGAGUGUAAGGUCAUGCCAAAUCUGUGUAGGCACGGUCAAUGCAUCAACACCAUGGGAUCCUUCAGUUGCUUAUGUAAAGUUGGAUAUACCACCGACAUUAGUGGAACAUCUUGCAUGGACCUUGAUGAAUGUUCACAGUCUCCCAAACCAUGCAACUUUAUCUGCAAGAACACAGAAGGAAGCUACCAGUGUUCAUGCCCACGUGGCUAUAUGCUCCAAGAGGAUGGAAAGACUUGUAGAGAUCUGGAUGAAUGUCAGACUAAGCAGCAUAACUGCCAAUUCCUUUGUGUCAAUACUCUGGGAGGAUUCACAUGUAAAUGUCCACCAGGUUUCACACAACAUCAUACAGCUUGCAUUGAUAACAAUGAAUGUGGAUCACAGGCUUUGCUUUGUGGGUCCAAAGGAAUUUGCCAGAAUACUCCUGGAAGUUUUUCCUGUGAAUGCCAGAGAGGUUUCUCUCUAGAUUCAACUGGAUUAAACUGUGAAGAUGUGGAUGAGUGUGAAGGAAACCACAGAUGUCAACAUGGCUGCCAAAAUAUUCUUGGUGGCUACAGAUGUGGCUGCCCACAAGGAUAUGUACAACAUUAUCAGUGGAAUCAAUGUGUGGAUGAAAAUGAAUGCUCAACUCCUAGUAUUUGUGGCUCAGCUUCAUGCUACAACACUCUUGGAAGCUACAAGUGUGCAUGUCCGUCUGGAUUUUCUUUUGACCAGUUCUCAAGUGCAUGCCAUGAUGUUAAUGAAUGUUCAUCCACUAAAAAUCCUUGCAAUUAUGGCUGCUCAAACACAGAAGGUGGAUAUCUUUGUGGUUGUCCACCUGGAUAUUACAGAGUUGGACAAGGGCAUUGUGUCUCGGGUAUGGGAUUUAAUAAAGGCCAGUAUCUGCAGCUAGAUGGAGAUGAAGAAAAUGCUUUGUCUCCUGAAGCAUGUUAUGAGUGCAAAAUUAAUGGCUACACCAAAAAAGACAGCAGGAGGAAAAGAAGUCUCAAUCAAACUGAGCCUGAUAAGGUUAGUUUGGAAAGUUUGGGCAUUGACCUCCCGCUGAAGAUGAGGUUCAAUAUAUCUGAGCUUGGCAAUAAGGAACACAUCUUAGACCUCAUGCCUGCAAUACAGCCGCUCACAAACCACGUUCGCUAUGUUGUCUCUUUUGGUAAUCACAACAGCAUAUUCCGGAUACACCAGAGAGAUGGCUUCAGUUAUCUACAGGUUGCUAAGAAAAAGGCAAUGGCUGGCAUUUACACACUGGAAAUUAUUAGCAUUCCUCUCUACAAAAAGAAAGAGCUAAAGAAACUGGAAGAAAGCAAUGAGGACAACUACCUCCUAGGAGAGCUUGGAGAAGCUCUUAAAAUGAGGCUCUGGAUUGAACUCUACUAAAACUUCCAUCACUUAGUUCUACUUUAUGAAUGACUUGCUUCAAUUUGUGUGCUUAUACAUCCAAUCUUUCUUUUGCUUUUUAAAAAACUUUAAAUGAGUCAAUGACUUUUUUCAGAAGACCAAAAACUGCAAAGGAUAACGACCUCUGUAUCCUUCCAUCCUGUCCAAGACUGCAGACUGGCCCUUUGACUUACCACGGGCAAACUUUUGACUACCAAUGCCAAUCAUGGUUACUGUAUCUUCUGCAUAACCUCGACUUAAAGUUUUUAAAAUGGUGCUCUAAGAGGUCAGCGUAUGGCACUAAAUGGCACAAAAUGUGAGUUACUUUUUCCUGUUAGCAAUCUAGCAUGUUGGGUAUUUUGCUAUAGUUCCUAAAUUAAAAAAUAGAGAUUUUUAUUUAUUUUUAAUGCAGUAAUAUAUGAAGAAAUUAGCAAUCUAUGUUAACAAAAAAGGGAAACACUUGUUUUUCUUUGAGAUUUUAUGAAUUUGAACUAUUACAGGUAAGAGGUUAUUUCUUUUUUUUUAAGAAAGAAAAGAAACCAAUAGAUUCCCCUCUAAAAAAAGUUUCUUCUCACUAUUGUGCCAGUCGUCCAUAUAGCAGGAAAGCAGUUUUUCAAAAUGAGCACUGUAAUACACUUCCAGAGGGCCAAACCAUUCCUUUCCAAGCAGGGUAUUUAAGUCAUAGCAUAAAUAAUUUCAGGAACUGUCAGAAUCAGUACUAGCACUCAUAAGCCAUAAGGACUAGAUUCCAUAGCAGAAACUAUUAACAAUGGAAGAGGACGCACAACCACUGUAGCAAAAUACCUGGACUGCUUAUGGUACCAUUAGCAUGGCAGGCCAAUCCGUACUGUAUUUUUGUCAAAUAACCUCAGUAUUAUCACACAACACCUCAUUCUUCACAAAUUGAAGGUGCUCUACAUACGUGUACCACUGUAGGCAGCUGAACACAAAACUCACGUUCUUAGAAGGGGACGCCCGAUGUCUUCUUCUCUUUGGUGCUGGCUUGGAUUAAUGCUGAAAUGAACAUGACUGAGCUAUUUCGGGACUGCCUCAUGUGCACAACUGGUCAUGUUGCACAGGAAAAAAGGAAGAAAAUGCAUAUUUGAAGACAAUUAAGGUUUUUUUCAUUAAUACUGUAGUUAUACACAAUAUGCCUCAUUUUAUCAUAGCCUAUUUUGUAAGAAUUACUUUUGUACAAUGAGUUGGCAUUUAGUUUAGUAUUUUUUUAAAAAUGUUGUGCCAGUAUGAUUUAAUAAGUUGUAUGUCACCAUGGUGCUCUUAUUGACAGCUAGUACCUGUAACCAGUUAAUGGCAGAGAGCCACACGUGUGAUGGAAUUGAAAGCACACCCGAAUCUGGGUCUCCUCCCCAGACAUUUACUGGUGCUGACCAAAGAUUAGCAACAUGUUACACUCACUGUUUGGAUUCAUAUUUUGUAUUUUCUUUAUGAAAAAGAGAAAAUAUUAUAAGCUACAAUUUUGUUUUGGAGAAAAAACAGUAUUGUUUCAUAGGCCUUUGUACUAAUACAGCACCACUUUUCCUGCAAUAAAACUUAUUUUCUGGUA